UUUUACUUUGUAAUUAUAGUAAAAAAAUAUUUCAACAAUUUUGAAAUAGUCCAAUUAACACACUUUUAAAUGUAGGUGCAAGUGGAGGAACCAUUGCUGUUGUUGUGGCAACUUCACUGUUUAUUUUGACACAUCAAAAAAGAAAGCACAUCAAACUCAAACAACAAUACUUCAAGCAAAAUGGUGGCUUAAUGUUGUUACAACAACUCUCUACAAGAGAAGAAUCCUCACAAAUUACUCAGAUUUUCACAUCAGAGGAACUAAAGAAGGCUACCAACAAUUAUGACGAGAACUUAAUACUUGGAAGAGGAGGUUACGGUACAGUUUUCAAAGGUUUUCUUGACAAUAAUAGAAUUGUGGCAAUCAAGAAGUCUAAAAUAGUUGAUCAGAGCCAAACAGAGCAGUUCAUCAAUGAGGUGAUUGUUCUAUCUCAAAUCAAUCAUAGAAACAUAGUGAAACUGUUAGGUUGCUGCUUAGAAGAAGAGGUUCCUUUACUAGUUUAUGAGUUUGUUAACAAUGGUACCCUCUUUGAUUUUAUCCACAAUCAAAUUCAAAACAAUGUGAAUAAUUUGUUAACUUGGAACACACGUCUAAGGAUAGCAGCAGAGGCAGCUAGUGCUCUAUCUUAUCUACACUCAGCAGCAUCUAUACCCAUUAUCCAUAGAGAUGUGAAGAGUGCAAAUAUUCUCUUAGAUGACAAUUACACUGCAAAAGUUUCCGAUUUCGGAGCUUCCAGAUUGGUUCCACUAGAUCAACAAGCGUUGGCCACCAUGGUGCAAGGAACUAUUGGAUACUUGGAUCCAGAAUACAUGCAAACGAGUCAACUAACUGAGAAAAGUGAUGUGUAUAGUUUUGGAGUCGUACUUGUAGAACUUCUAACAAGCGAAAAACCUCUUUCUUUUGAUAGGACGGAAGAAAAGAGAAGUCUUGCUCUUUACUUUCUGUCCUAUCUAAAAGAGGAUCGCUUGUUUGAAGUCGUUCGAGUCGACCUUUUGAGUGAAGAAAACAAGCAAGAGAUUGAAGAGGUUGCUUUUCUUGCGGCAAAAUGUUUGAGACUUAAUGGAGAUGAGAGACCAAGUAUGAAGGAAGUGGCAAUGGAAUUGGAGGGAUUGCAGUUAAUGCAGAAACACCGUUGGAUCAAUGGGAACAAAAAUUUGGAAGAGACUUGUUACUUGCUUCCCAGUUCAUCAUCCAAAACAUGUGAAUAUGGUGAUAGUAGUUGCCAUAAAAAUGCUGGGUAUGAUAGCAUCAGAGAUCAAGUACUAAUUUCUUUUGAUGAUGGAAGAUGAUUAUGGCAUCAUUUUAUGCACAAGUUUUGUAUAGAACAUUUUGUAUGUAAUCUUUAUGAACAAAUAUAACAUAAAUAAGCACAGAAUAUUUAGAAGUUGGUAUCAAAUUUAGAAAGUGUAGUUGUUGACCCCUUAACCUUGUUAAAGAAGUUUAGAUCCAACUUGGGCAAUACUCAAGUUCUUUGACUUGGAGAAGGGGUAACCCCUUAACCAAACUACUAAAAUAUUUUAAGUAUAUAAACAAUAUAAAUAAUCAUCAUCAGGGCAAGCUUAUCUCAAUUUGGUGAUGGGCAUAAUAAGGUUCAGUUUCACAUUGAUGAUGUGAACUGCUCUUGGAAUUUAUGUAGCACAAAACUAUAAUGUCCCCAAUAUCAAAGAUUUAGCUCACAACUACAUUAUGAAUGCCAAGCACAUUGAACAAACAUACCGCAACCCUCACAAAAGUGGAGAUUCACAAGAAAACUCCCAGUGAAGAAAAUAUUUAUUUUCUGAAUGUAUUACUUUAAUAAUAUUGUCUUGUCUUGCCUAUAGUUUUUAUUUUAUUUUUUUGUUUGGGGUGAUUCAAGCUAUGUAGAAAUGGUGUAUAUAUAUAAUUCUCAUAUAUUAUAAAUCAAUUCGCAUAUUACCAAUUCAAGUUGCU
Molecule: messenger RNA, 1929 nt
Organism: Arachis ipaensis
Lineage: Eukaryota; Viridiplantae; Streptophyta; Magnoliopsida; Fabales; Fabaceae
Source: RefSeq, a predicted model, not a curated record